Messenger RNA from Harpia harpyja (harpy eagle), 1014 nucleotides. RefSeq names its product olfactory receptor 10AC1-like. NCBI's taxonomy places the organism in Eukaryota, Metazoa, Chordata, Aves, Accipitriformes, Accipitridae. Gene Ontology annotation, cellular component: membrane. The transcript has a single exon. The coding region runs from base 1 to 1014 and encodes 337 amino acids. Gene Ontology annotation, molecular function: olfactory receptor activity; G protein-coupled receptor activity. Gene Ontology annotation, biological process: G protein-coupled receptor signaling pathway. The record is from RefSeq and is a predicted model, not a curated record.
AUGCCAUGUGAAGGCUGCACGGAGAGGGACAAUAGGAGCGCUGAUGCAACCGCGGAGUUCCUCCUGCUCGGCUUCUCCGAGCUGCUCUGUCUGCGGGUCCUGCUCUUCCUUAUCUUUCUCAUUGUCCAUUUGGUCACGCUGGCAGGGAACGUGAUGAUCUUCGUGGCAGUGGUUAUGGAGCCUUCCCGUCCUCCCAUGCUCUUCUUCCUCUGCCAGCUCUCUGUCACUGAGCUCUGCUAUAUCUUAGUCAUUGUCCCUAAGGCACUCCCCAGCCUGAUAGCGGUGGAGGGCAGCACCAUUUCUUUCACAGGCUGUGCUGCACAGAUGCACCUUUUUGUGGCACUCGGUGGGGCCGAAUGCUUCCUCCUGGUAGCCAUGUCGUACGACCGUUACGUUGCCGUCUGCCAGCCGCUUCACUACGCGGCUGUGAUGACCGAGGGGCUCUGCCUCAGGCUGGCUGCGGCGUGCUGCCUGGGAGGCUUCGCUGUUUCCCUGGGGUUGACGGUGGCUGUUUUCCGCUUACCUUUCUGUCAGUCGCGUCGCAUCAAUCACUUCUUUUGCGAUGUCCCCGCCGUGCUGCACCUGGCCUGUACGCGGAAUUACACCCCUGAGCUGCCCUUACUGGCUGCCUGUGUGCUGCUCCUGCUGCUGCCCUUCCUCCUAAUCCUGACCUCCUACGUUUGCAUUGCUGCUGCUUUGUUACCCGUCACCUCCUCCGUGGGAAGGGGCAAGGCCCUUUCCACCUGCAUUUCACACUUGGCCAUCACCUUGCUACACUACGGAUGUGCCACCUUCAUGUACGUUCGUCCUAAGUCCAGUUACUCACCAGCUCGAGACAAGAUGGUGUCUCUGGUCUACACCAACAUCACUCCAUUACUCUAUCCCCUCAUUUAUAGCCUGAGGAACAAGGAAAUCAGAGGGGUCCUCAGGAAAAUGUUGAGGAGGAGGAGGACAACAGCUCAGGUGAACUGGGGUACUAUCAGAGCUGUGAUGUGUGUGUGUGGUAAAUUUUAG